AAACUUGCCUUGACAACGACUAGUCUGGAUUUGGGGGAGAAAGCUUUGCCGAGUUUGAUCAUGGAGCAUGGGAACCACUGCAUAAGUCUACAGUCUUUAUUUUACGUUGUCCGCUUGAUAUUUGUGUUUGGGGUUUCCUUGUCUCUGGCUGAUCAAUGCGACAUUAGUCAAAACGAAAAGUUACAGUGCGGUAACUCUGACGUCACCCGAGCUGAUUGUGAAGCUAAGAGCUGUUGCUUUGAAGAACAGCAGUGCUAUUAUGGGAAUACAGUGACUGUCCAGUGCACCAGGGAUGGUGAAUUUGUGGUUGUGGUGACCAGAGAUGUCACCAUACCUCAGCUUGCCCUUUCCUCUGUCAGUCUGCUGGGGGGCAGUGAUUCACCCUGCAGCCCCGUCAGCACCACUCCUGCCUUUGCCAUAUUCCAGUUCCCAGUCACUGCCUGUGGCACUAGACUGAAGGCUGAAGAGGGCUAUGUAGUGUAUGAAAAUGUGAUGUCCUCCACGUAUGACAUGGUGCCUGGACCUUCUGGCUCAAUCACCAGGGACAGUGCCUACAAACUUCUCUUUCAGUGCUGGUGUUUGGGCAGUGACAUUGUUCCACUGGUGGCUGAAGUUGGCACAGUUGCCCCACCUCUCCCUGUAAUGGCUCCUGGACCUCUUCGUGUAGAACUCAGGUUGGCAAGAGAUUCUGAGUAUGACUCCUACUAUGGUGAGAUGGACUACCUUGUUACCAAAAUCCUGCGGCAGCCAGUGUUUGUGGAAGUACGUGUUUUGGAGAGGACAGAUCCCAACAUUGCACUGUCACUGGGAGACUGCUGGGCAACUUCCACCCCCAGCCCUGACAGUGCACUGCAGUGGACCCUUCUGGUUAAUGGGUGUCCAUACAAAGACGAUAAUCUUAUGACGACAUUGGUGCCUGUCGACGGUUCCUCUGGACUCCCAUACCAAACCCACUACAAACGGUUCAUUGUCCACAUGUUAGCAUUUGUGGAUGCUGGCCACCUGAUUCACCUCAAAGAGAGAGUGUUCAUCCACUGUAGUGCUGCAGUUUGCCGCUAUUCUGCUUUGAAAAGCAUUGAAGAGAGGUGCAACAGGCAAAGAAGACAUGUUUCUGAAGCACAGAAGGCCCCCUCCAUGCAAACUGUGGUUGUUUCCAGUCGGGAAGUGACCCUCACUGGCACAGAAUUCUCAACUUCAAACCAGACUCAGAACAGUUCUAAUAAUGAAGGAAAAGGUGAUACCAUAGUGCAGGACUCUAUGGAAAAGGCAGAGGUUUCCAUUAGCAAAAUGAAGCUUACUGACCCAAACCUUACAGUGCCAGACUUCAGGGAAUCUCACAGUGCAGAUCACCAGUCUUUCAACUAUAACUUGCUAGCACUGGCUGUAUUGACUGUAAUCAUUGCCUGUGCUAUCAUGGUUUCUGUGUGGCGAUCAAGAGCUUUGUUAAAAAAUGACUGUAAUUUGUAA
This is a messenger RNA of Conger conger (European conger), 1467 nucleotides long. RefSeq names its product zona pellucida sperm-binding protein 4-like. The record is from RefSeq and is a predicted model, not a curated record. Gene Ontology annotation, biological process: prevention of polyspermy; binding of sperm to zona pellucida. NCBI's taxonomy places the organism in Eukaryota, Metazoa, Chordata, Actinopteri, Anguilliformes, Congridae. The coding region runs from base 61 to 1467 and encodes 468 amino acids. Gene Ontology annotation, cellular component: egg coat. The transcript has 10 exons. Gene Ontology annotation, molecular function: structural constituent of egg coat; acrosin binding.